UCGGGGCUGACGAACGGGGGGAACACGUGCUUCGCGGCGUCGGCGUUGCAGUGCUUGCGACGGGCGACGCCGCUCACGGCGUGGUUCGACGGCGUGGAAAAGUUUCACGACGUCGCGCGGUGCGCGGAGACGAGGAAGUUUUGCGUGGUGUGCGAGUAUUCGCAACAUUUGGAACGCGCGAUGGCGUCGAGGGACGCGCACAGCAUAGGGAGGUUGACGAAGGACAUUAGCAAGGUGGCGAGACAGUUUAGACGCGGGCGGCAGGAGGAUUCGCACGAGUUCAUCAACGCGCUGUUGGACGCGAUGCACGUGAUUUUUUUGAAGGAUCUCGGAGGAGAGAAGAAGUACGAUUUGCGCACGCGAGAGACGACGGUCAUUUAUCACGUCUUCGGUGGGUAUACCCUGGGCACGGUGAAGUGCUUGGAGUGCGGGUACGUGAGCAAGAAUUUUCAAAGCACGCUCGACAUUCCGCUCGAGGUGACGGGAAAGAUUGGCUCCGUCGAGGAGGCGCUUCGAGAAAACUUUUGCACGGAGGAAGUCCUCAGUGGUUCGAACAAGUACAAGUGCUCGAAGUGCAAGGCGUUGGUACGGGCGAAGAAGGGAUCGAAAAUCCACGUGUCGCCGAAUAUUUUAACCAUUCCUCUAAAACGGUACUCCACUGGACGGUUCAGCAAGAUUACAAAGUACAUCAAGUAUCCGUCCAACUUUUCGCUGGCUGAGUUCAUGAGCGAUGAUGCCCCGUAUGAAGUCACGGCUCCAGAGUAUGAGCUUUUCGGUGUAUUGGUUCAUCAAGACUUUUACGCCAGCGCGCACUCUGGACAUUACGUGGCGUACGUAAAGUUGCGAGACGAUUCCUGGGUGCUGUGCAACGAUAGUCGCGUGUCGCCGUCUUCCGAAAAGGAUGCGAUGAAGCAAAAGGCGUACAUAUUGUUCUAC
This is a messenger RNA of Ostreococcus lucimarinus CCE9901, 936 nucleotides long. RefSeq lists its product with no specific name. Gene Ontology annotation, biological process: protein deubiquitination. NCBI's taxonomy places the organism in Eukaryota, Viridiplantae, Chlorophyta, Mamiellophyceae, Mamiellales, Bathycoccaceae. Gene Ontology annotation, molecular function: cysteine-type deubiquitinase activity; cysteine-type endopeptidase activity. The record is from RefSeq and is a predicted model, not a curated record. The annotation marks the transcript as partial. Gene Ontology annotation, cellular component: cytosol; nucleus. The transcript has a single exon.